This is a messenger RNA of Cygnus olor (mute swan), 3064 nucleotides long. RefSeq names its product sodium channel epithelial 1 subunit alpha (gene SCNN1A). The record is from RefSeq and is a predicted model, not a curated record. Gene Ontology annotation, molecular function: ligand-gated sodium channel activity. Gene Ontology annotation, biological process: sodium ion transmembrane transport. The transcript is spliced from 13 exons. Lineage: Eukaryota; Metazoa; Chordata; Aves; Anseriformes; Anatidae. Gene Ontology annotation, cellular component: membrane. Bases 299 to 2701 code for a protein of 800 amino acids.
AAAGGAAAGAAAGAAGUGAAAACUUCAAAACAGUGCUAGAUUGGGAGAAAGUAAUUUGGAGAAAUUAUUGGGAAAGUGGUUCUGCUGUUACACAGGCAGUAAGUCGUCAGGGAUUCCCAAGCACGUUUGGUUAUGGGUGGUCAUUUCCAUGGUCUGAGGAAACUCUGCAAAGGUGUUAGGUAACAACGAGAGGCCUCAAUUUCCCAAGCGCAGCUCAGUGAAACACGUUCCCAGCAAUGGCUGGGCCAGCUAGAUCUGGAUACGAGAGAUUUCUUCAGUCAAUGAACCAGCAAAGGCGAUGCUACCUCAAGCGUAUCGCCUAGCCCCCAUGAGCCUUCUCCGCCCCAGCCCUCGAGCAAAAUUCACCCCAAACUCUCUAUCCACCUUUGCUUUGCGAAAUCCGGCGCUUAGAGCCUCGCACGAGCCCCGGGGCGCUGAUGAGACGAAGGAGCCCGGCCGUGCGGCGGGGCCCCCCGCGAGGACCACCGCGGAGCCCCGACGUGCCCACCCCGCUCCCCCCGGGCACGGUCCCGCCGCCCCCCCUGCACGGGGGCCCUGCCUCCUGCCUCCUGCCGUCCCCACGCCCUCGGGACGAGCGCUGCCAGCUCGCUUUCUGCAUCACCUCCACUCGCCGGGACGCCGCGUCCCCGACGGCGGCGGGGGGGGCGGGGGGGGGACACGCCGUUCCCUGGGCCCUACCUGGCCGGGGCAGGGCUGCUGGCUCCGAAAUGGGGGCGCCGGGGGGAUCCUGCGAGCACAGCGGGGUCCCGGCGACAUCACCUCGCCGCCCGACGGCGCCGCCAAGGGUGGGUCUGUGAAGACGGGGAAGAUGCCACAAGGGGAGAAGACAAGGCAGUGCAAGCAGGAAGUGGAGCAGCAGCACAAAGAAGAUGAGCGGGAGGGCCUCAUCGAGUUCUAUGGCUCCUACCAGGAGCUCUUCCAGUUCUUCUGCAGCAACACAACCAUCCAUGGAGCUAUCCGCCUGGUGUGCUCCAAAAAGAAUAAGAUGAAGACAGCCUUCUGGUCUGUUCUCUUCUUUCUCACCUUCGGCUUGAUGUACUGGCAGUUUGGGAUCCUCUACAGGGAGUACUUCAGCUACCCUGUCAACCUCAACCUCAAUCUUAACUCCGACAGGCUGACUUUCCCUGCUGUGACUCUUUGCACCCUCAAUCCAUACAGAUACAGUGCCAUCCGGAAGAAGCUGGAUGAGCUGGACCAAAUCACCCACCAAACACUGCUGGACCUUUAUGACUACAAUAUGUCUCUGGCACGGAGUGACUGGUCAACGGUGUCCACACGAAAGCGCACCUCAAGGAGCCUGCUCCAUCACGUUCAGCGCCACCCGCUGAGAAGGCAGAAGCGUGAUAACUUGGUCAGCUUCCCAGAGAACAGCCCCUCAGUGGACAAGAAUGACUGGAAAAUUGGCUUUAUUCUGUGCAGUGAAAACAACAAGGAUUGUUUCCAUCAGGUGUACUCCUCAGGGGUGGAUGCAGUGCGGGAAUGGUACAGCUUUCACUACAUCAACAUCCUGGCGCAGGUGCCUGAUGCGAAAGCCCUGGAUGAGUCUGACUUCGAGAAUUUUAUUUAUGCUUGCCGCUUCAAUGAAGCAACAUGUGACAAGGCGAAUUAUACCCACUUUCACCAUCCCUUGUAUGGGAACUGCUACACCUUCAAUGACAACAGCAGCAGCCUGUGGACAUCCUCUCUGCCUGGGAUCAAUAACGGUCUCUCUCUGGUGGUGCGCACCGAGCAGAACGAUUUCAUCCCUCUGCUGUCCACAGUGACAGGAGCCAGGGUCAUGGUCCAUGAUCAGAAUGAGCCAGCCUUCAUGGAUGAUGGGGGUUUCAAUGUGCGUCCCGGCAUUGAGACCUCCAUCAGCAUGAGAAAGGAGAUGACUGUGCGUCUCGGGGGCAGUUACAGCGAUUGCACAGAGGAUGGCAGUGAUGUGCCAGUGCAAAACCUGUACUCAUCCCGCUACACUGAGCAGGUCUGCAUUCGUUCCUGCUUUCAGCUCAACAUGGUAAACCGCUGUAGCUGUGCAUAUUAUUUCUAUCCCUUACCCGCUGGAGCAGAAUAUUGUGACUACACUAAGCACGUAGCUUGGGGCUACUGCUAUUACAAACUCCUGGCUGAAUUCAAAGCUGAUGUGCUGGGCUGCUUCCACAAAUGUCGGAAGCCUUGCAAAAUGACAGAAUACCAGCUCUCAGCUGGAUACUCUCGCUGGCCUUCUGCUGUCUCAGAGGAUUGGGUUUUUUACAUGCUUUCACAACAGAACAAAUACAAUAUCACAUCCAAGAGGAAUGGAGUUGCCAAAGUGAAUAUCUUUUUUGAGGAAUGGAACUACAAGACCAAUGGGGAGUCACCAGCCUUCACGGUAGUAACUCUGUUGUCCCAGCUGGGGAAUCAGUGGAGUCUCUGGUUUGGAUCCUCUGUCCUGUCCGUGAUGGAGCUUGCAGAGCUGAUUCUGGAUUUCAUUGCCAUCACCUUUAUCCUGUCCUUCCGCUGGUUCCGCUCAUGGAAGCAGCACUCCCCCCCAGCACCCCCUCCAAACAGCCACAACAACGCUGCCUUCCAAGACGAGGCAUCGGGACUCAGUGCUCCACAUCGCUUCACCGUUGAGGCUGUAGUAACCAUGCUGCCAUCUUACAACAGCCUGGAACCACAUGGUCCCAGCAGGGAUGGUGAGGUGGGACGUGAGUAAGGCAGUGGCUUAUUCCACAGUUCAGAUAGGUGGCAAUCAGACCAGAGGCUGCAGUCGCUCCGUGGGACCUUUCUUUCUCUUUGGGAUGCUCUGCCUGGAUCAUAGCAGAGGACUGCACUGUGGUUGGCCUAUGUUAAUUGCUUUCACUAUUGUACAAUAAUUCUUCAGUCUCACAAAAUACUAUUGCUCUGCGGAUCACCAGGGAUGACAGUCAACCUAGUGUUUGCAUGGGGGAGAUGUCAAUUUGGUUUACUUACAAUCGUCCUGUGUGCACACCUACACGUGCAUGCGUGCUUUCUUUUCUCUGCAACAAGGAUGCUGCCACAGCUCUCAUCUGUUGUUAAUUAAAAGAGGUUUAGCACA